Molecule: messenger RNA, 6053 nt
Organism: Betta splendens (Siamese fighting fish)
Lineage: Eukaryota; Metazoa; Chordata; Actinopteri; Anabantiformes; Osphronemidae
Product: formin-1-like
Exons: 17
Coding region: 663-4478 (1271 amino acids)
Biological process (GO): actin nucleation
Cellular component (GO): nucleus; endoplasmic reticulum membrane; cytoplasm
Molecular function (GO): microtubule binding
Source: RefSeq, a predicted model, not a curated record
GCAGCCAUUUUGCGGAAGCGAGCGGAGGUAACCGGACACCUGUGGUGCCGCGCUGCACUGGUCCCCUCCCAGUAAGGGAGGGCCUGCCGUCACAGGAGGCGUCUCCAGACUGGGCAGACCAGUGAAACACAGUUUCCCCUUUUCAACCCGAGUGUUUUUCCCCCACACAACUGCAGUCCUGCUGAAAACAGGCCCAAACUAGAAGCAACGUUUGCUGAAGCAAAGCCCGCGACCCGAUGGAUUACAGCGCUCCGUUGAGUGGAAGGGCUUUGGUGAAAGGCAGGUGAACUCUGCUCUCAGGGAGAUUACGGCAGGACGCCUUUCCAGCCACUGAGCAGCUCGGAUUCAUUUGCAGCGUCAUGGGAACCUUUGUGUGGAGGACGAGACCUGUACCAGUGAGAACACGCUGCCAGUAACAGCCUUUAUGCCACACAGUGAAAGUCUGUUCACUACUUCCUGUUUAUGGGUCACUGAGCACGAUUACAGAGUAAUGCAGUUGGAGCUGGUUCUUUCCUGGUGAAGGUAAGAGGAGCCGGGCAGAUUUGUCCACACAAAGGCGUUUUGUUCCCAGCAUCGGUGGAGGUGGAACAGAGACGUGGUCCAGUGGAGCUGGGCACUAAACACACUGGUGAAAACUGCUUCUCGCUUCACCCGGAACAGUAAUGGCCAGUGCAAGUUCCAACUCGGACGAUCAGGGGAAGCAAGCAGCUGGUUCUUUACGGAACGCCUUCAGCGGGUUCUUCACCCGAGACCGGACUUCUUCCGAGGACACGGAGGCGCCCGUGCUCACGUCGUUCAAGGAGCUCCCGGAUGGAGAGAGUCCUCCUCCUGAAGAUGGUCCAGCUGAUGAUGGAGAGAGGAGGCGGAGGGCGGAGUCACAACGUAACGCAUCUGCAGGAGCCUCAGCUGACCUAGAUCUGGUCCAGGUCACUAGGGUGGAAACGCAUAGUGACCCGGAGGAAGAGGAGGCAAGUCUGUCUGAGACGCUGAGCGGUACCAGGAAGUCCAUGUUAUGUGAGGAGGACGACAGGACAGCGGACCUCAGUGAGAGCAAGGAGUUAAAUAAUGACCCUGCUGCAGAGGCCGCGCACACGGUGCCUGUGUUUAGAACACACAAGUUCACAGAGAGGUCCCGCAUAGAAGCUAUUCUAUACUCAAGCAGGUUUGUCAGCAGGACGUCACGGGUCUCCUUGUUUUCUAAAAGAGGACACGGCAGCACAGCAUCGGUAGAAGCAGAAGCAUCAGGCACGAGGGCAGAUGACAGUAAAAAUGUAGGAACGGGCGACACCGGUGAGGGUGAGGGAAUAGACUGUUCCCAGCCGGUUCCCGCUGUAGUUUCUGGACCUGAUCCUGGUGCCGCUGCGGCCGAUAAUACGAAGGAGGACGCAGGGGAUCAAGGACCAACGCCUGACGGCGGCAGUGAGAGGCCUCUCUGCAGACAAGCGUCCCUGUCCUCAGCUGCUCCCUCCAGCCCCAGGACCUCUGACCCGUCGGUCCAGUCCUCCUCCACUCCAGACUCUGCUGAUGUGACUAAUUCACCAUCGUCCACUCCCGAAAAGCCCCCAGGAGACGUCCAGCCAAGUGUCAGUCCUUCUUCCCAAAGCACAACCCCGGCAAAGACGCUGGAAACAAACCCACCUGCCCCAGAACCACCUCCCCCCCCCUCUUCUGUCUCAUCCUCUCCGUCCAGAGGCACAGCUCCUGCUUCACCGCCGGCCUUUCAGAUGCCGGCUCUGUUCAGUGGGUUGCGGGUGCUGAAGAAAGGUGCAGUGGGAGACGACAGGGAGACAGUGUCAGAAAUCAAACAGAGGGAGAAGGAUGCGGACCUGGCCCUUCUGAGCCUGAAGAAGACUGUGAACAAAGCCAAGCUGUUUCCUGAGCAGAGAACCAGCACUCCGCUCAAAAAGCAGGCAGAGCCUAAACCCAUUGCAGAGUCGAGGAAGAAAGGAAUAAAACAGAUCAGUCAAGAUGAGACCAGAACGCCUGAUGACGGACAGGAUGCUGCUUCACACGGCAGCAAGAAAGAGGGUGAAAAUGGAGACGAGGUUAAAGGAGACAACAAAUCUCCAGGUCCGGAAACUCCCACAUUCACGCCUGAACGAAAGAAAAGCUCAGAGGCGACAUCUCCAGGCCCUGAAACGCCAGCGUCCACCCCCGAGAGAAGGAAAACCUCAGACAUGGCCUAUGAGACCUUCAAGAGCUUGUUCGGUCCAAAGGCUGUCAAAAAAGAAAAAGCAGAUGAUGUAGAUUUAGAGAUGGUGAAAAAGAAAAUCAAGAAUGACAAAGAAAGUCUGAGGAUGAUCUUUGAAAGAGCGUCCAAGACUCCAAGCAAGGACCUGAAAAGUCCCACAGAACCCGGUGCAGAGGUCACGUCCCCCGCGGACAGCGAGGACCGGACCCCCGGACGUCUGCAGGCGGUGUGGCCUCCACCCAAACCUAAGGAUGAAGAAGACAAGGUGGGGCUGAAGUACACGGAGGCAGAGCACCAGGCCGCCCUCCUGCAGCUGAAGAGAGAGAGCAAAGAAGAGCUGGAGCGGAUGCAUGCCGACUUCCAGCUUCAGAUCUUCCAGCUGCGUGGGGAGCACGCUGUGUUAGUGUCACACCUGGAGGGGGUCAUCACUAACCUGCAGGGAGGCAGGUCCUGUAACGCCGGACUGGGGCGCGCGGAAGUCCGUGACGUGGCUGUGUCCACGGCCGACGACCCGGGAGCCAGAACCUGUCGCACUGUUGGCAUCCAGACGGACCGCGAGACGUUCAUCAGGAGCCCAGACGGCGACGGCGGGGGGGCGACUCAAAGCCCCGGGCACACACUGCCAAAAAGACUCAGUUUAGAUUCUAUUGGGCUGGGACCAACUCCACCCCCACCUCCCCCACCCCCACCUCCUCCUCCUCCCCCUCCAGGCCAUUCGGUACAACCGCCCCCUGCUCCCCCUUUGCCUGGUAAUGCAGGAGCACCACCGCCACCGCCACCUCCACCACCUCCAAUGCCCGGGGGUGGCCCUCCACCCCCUCCACCUCCCCCUCCCCCCCCUGGCCUACCUGGAGCCGGUCCACCUCCUCCACCCCCUCCACCCGGCUGUGGCCCACCGCCUCCUCCCCCGAUGGGGGCCUUUGGUUUUGGCCAAAAAGUGGAGAAGGCCCCACGAAAGGCUGCGAUUGAGCCAGCGUGUCCCAUGAAGCCUCUGUACUGGACCAGGAUACAGAUACAAGACAACAACAACAACACACUGUGGGGUUCGCUGGAGGAGCUGAACAUCGUGAGCGCCAAUGAGUUUGAGGAUCUUUUCUCCAAGGCCACGCUUCAGCCCAAGAAGAAGCCGCUGUCGGACACGUACGAGAAGAGAAGCAAAGCUAAGAAGAUCAUCAAGCUGCUGGACGGGAAGCGCUCACAAGCAGUUGGCAUCCUCAUCUCAAGCCUGCAUCUGGAGAUGAAGGACAUCCAGCAAGCUGUUCUUACUGUGGACAACUCUGUGGUGGAUUUGGAGACCAUUGAGGCUUUAUAUGAAAACAGAGCCACUACUGAUGAGAUGGACAAGAUCACAAAACAUUAUGAGAACGCGAAGGAAGAUGAAGUCAAACUGCUGGACAAACCUGAGCAGUUCCUGUAUGAGCUCUCCCAGAUUCCUGACUUUGCAGGCCGCGCUCACUGCAUCAUUUUCCAGUCGGUGUUCCUUGAUACGAUCGCUUCCAUCCAUCGCAAAGUGCAGACUAUCUCCAAUGUCUGCAAAGAGCUCUUAGAGUGCAGAAGUCUGCGAGAUGUGAUGGGUCUGGUUCUUGCCUUUGGAAACUACAUGAACGGAGGGAACCGGACUCGAGGUCAGGCUGACGGGUUUGGGCUGGAGAUCCUCCCGAAACUGAAGGAUGUCAAGAGCAGGGACAGCUGCAUGAGCCUGGUGGACUAUGUGGUUUAUUACUACCUGCGCAAUUUUGACAAGCACGCUGGUACCGAGAAGAGCGUGUUCCCUCUGCCUGAGCCUCAGCAGCUGUUCCAGGCUGCACAGGUUAAGUUUGAAGACCUCACCAAGGACAUCAGGAAGCUGAAGAAGGACCUGACUGCUUGUGAGAAGAACGUGCAGAAGGUGUGCAGCAACUCGUCGGAGGAACACCUGCAGCCGUUCAAGGAGAAGAUGGAGGGAUUCAUCUCUACUGCUCAGAAGGAUCAUUCUGAUGAAGAGGAUCAACUCAAUGCAGCCCAGAAAAGUUUCCAGGACAUGGUGAGCUACUUUGGACUCAAGCCAAAGACGGGAGAGAAGGAAGUGGUCCCCAGUUACGUCUUCAUGCUCUGGUAUGAGUUCUGCAAUGACUUCAAAAACGCCUGGAUACGACAGAGCAAAAGCAUCUCCAAGGAGAGGCUGAAAGAAGCUCAAGAAAACAUCAAGAAGAUCACAGCAGAGAAGAGAGUUGAAACCAAGAAGAUCAACGCCAACAGUCUGAAAGAGAGGCUGCGACAGAAGGAAGCCGGCGUCUCCUCCAGCUAAAGCGAAGCGAGGGGUGGAGGUGAGACGGAGCCCGUGAAGCUGGACCCGAUGCGCUGACCCGGUCCCACCCAGGACUCGCUCCUCUCCCACUGCCACUGACAUUCAGACCCACGGGCCACAUGUGGAGGCUUUGGGCCUGCGACACCAUCUGAGGCCACAGGUCGACCUCACUCAUCCAGUGCCGUGACCUCCGAGUGCACGGCUGGUGAAAGGUCUUAGUGGGUCAGUGGAAUUCACACCAGGGCCACCGGCCUCCACCUGGACCCACACACCCUCUGAGGCGUCAGCGCCACAUCGGAUGCGGAGCUCCUCAGAUGCUGUUUCUGGCAAUUAUUCCUCGGAGGAAAAUCUUUGUUGACAAAACAGAUUUGUUCCUCCGGAAGUGUGAGGAGAGCCGUUCCCAGAGUGCUUUGCUGUUGCUAAUGGCUGUUCAUCCAGCGUGGCUCAUUAAACACUGGGCAGCGCUCGUAGGAAGAACGGGACCUCGUCUCGAGUGCACGUCAAGACGUGCGCGUGCACGGAACCAGCAUGUGGACGUUCCUUUGCAUCGUGUGUUUCCACUAAUCGGACGGAUCUGUGCUGGACGACGGCCAGAGCAGAGCUGGCUGCGCCUCACACACACAAGCACGCACGCACGCACACAAACACGCACACACACACACAAACACGUGCGCGCGCACACACACAGACACACAAGCACACACAAACACACUCACGCACGCACACACACACACACACACACACACACACACCGCUGUGUUACUACAUCACAUGAACACCGCGGGUUUGGACCUCGCACCCACUCGGAUUCAAACCCGUGCUGUGCAUCUGUGUUCCUCAGCCUCCUUCCGCCUCCGUAGCUCACACUCUCCUUAAGCUGAAGCUUGUCUCCGUUGUCUUGCACAUUUUUGCACCUCUUUUCUAUGCAAAGGUAUGUUUUCCCCCUGUGGAUUAUGUUUGUAGCUUAGUUUUUACUGCUGAUAGAAGCACAGAGCUGAAUGCUUUGUUUCCACUCGUGUAAAGUUGAACCACGCUCCUGUGUCAUUAGAGAAAAGUCUAUUUAUGUAAAGAGAGGUUUAUUUUAGGCGGAAAAAGAACCUGCUUCGUUCCCGUUCAGACUGUAUUUUAUUGAGUUGUGGCUGAAGUGACUGAGACGCUGCCUGAGAGACUGGAGUGGAUGUGGAUGAUUCACAGUGUACGUGAUGGAAAGGACUCGCGUCCAUGAGGACUGUCGCCUGAAGGUUUGACGAUCUUUGGGAGGUGAGGGUUGUAUUUGGGGGAACGUUUAGGUGAGCUGUUAUACCUCAGACAGACUUCUGUUAUCAGAGAAUCCAUCAGACCGCACCUGAUAUUAUUUUUUAACCCUGUGCCAUUUAUUUUGUAUACAGAUUUAGAGAUUUCAUGACUUUAAAGUACGUUUUAACUUCAGAGCUUUGAACAAAGACGAGCUGGUUCCGAGCCAGGAGUUGGUUGUAGCUUCUGCUUCAUGUAACCUUCAGUAACAAAUACAGGUGCUCUGUGAUCUUAUGGAAUUGUUUUAAAUUUCAAGAAUAAACUACUGGAUGCUGAACAAGA